This is a messenger RNA of Macroventuria anomochaeta, 675 nucleotides long. RefSeq lists its product as uncharacterized. Lineage: Eukaryota; Fungi; Ascomycota; Dothideomycetes; Pleosporales; Didymellaceae. The record is from RefSeq and is a predicted model, not a curated record. Bases 1 to 675 code for a protein of 224 amino acids. The transcript has 2 exons.
AUGAAGAUCAACCCAGCGCCCCUCCACCUCGCGCAAACCAUCCUCACAGCCCUCGUCAUCGUAUUCAGUAUCGCCAUCCUCGGCACAAGCGCACACACUCUCCAUGUCUUCAACAAGCAGCAAACCUCCAAUCCCUGGUGGCUCCCCAUGUGGCCGCAGCACUUCGACAUCCACGGGACAAAAGCGCUGCUCGCUUCAUCAGUGAUUGCGCUCGUGCUAUCCAGCGCAUUUCUCAUCGCAGCCUUCAUCCCUAGUUUGCAACUGAAGCAGAAACACACUCUCCGCGCCGCUCUUUCGCUGGCUACUAUUCUACCGAGUCUCCUCCUUACCCUCAUCUCCGUCAUCUGGAGCCACAUCCUGAACCGCCAGACCCCAGACAUCGACACCAUCCAGACCUGGGCGUGCAAGUACCAGCACUCGUCCCCACUUAAACAAGACCUGUCCCUGCAGUCCAACAUGGGCAAUAGCAACUUCGGAUCGAUCUGUAGAGAGAGCAGAUUUGCGCUGUACGGCACGCUGAUUACGUUUUUGUUGCUGGGGUUCAGCAUGGUGCUUAGCUUUUUGUGCUGGGGUGCUGAUAAGUACGCGGCGAGGCAGGCGAAGAAGAAUGGUGGGGUCGAUGGAGAGGGGAGUGUUGCAGAGCUUUCAUACGUUCCUAAGGCGUAUGCACCGUGA